AGGACGAGCGGCGCUGCCUGGAGCAGGAGCAGCGGUCCCGCGAGCAGGCGCUGAAGCAGCAGGUCGCCGCUCUGGAGGCGCAGGUGCGCGGCCACGCGGAGGCGGAGGCGGGCGCAGGCCGGGCUCGGGCGCGGGUGGUGCACCUCGAGGCCCAGCUCGCCGGGCUGCAGAAGACCCUGGAGGAGCACGAGCGCCAGGUGGAGCUGGAGAGGCAGGCGGCCACGCAGGAGGCCAAGGCCAUGCUGGAGGAGGCCAGCCUGGUGCGCGGGCGGGCGCACGAGCUGCAGGUAAAGCUGGAGCAGCAGGACAUCAAGUUGUCGAAGCUGAGCGGGGACAACGAGAGGCUGCAGCGCGAAAACGCCAAGAUGAGGGUGGAUUUGGACCGUUCCGAGGCCGCGCAGCGCGCCGAGGCGCUGCAGCGGGCCGCCUCGGUCCCGGCGCGGCCCGCACCCGAGCGGGAGGGCGCCGACCAGGCCCUGCGCGCCCUGCAGGAACGCCUGGACGCGGCCACGCUGGAGGCCAAGAGGGCGGAGCUGAGGGCCUCCAGGGCCCAGGACGACCUGGCGCGGCAGGCGCGCGAGCAGCAGGACGCCCUGCAGGAGGCGGAGCGGGCGGCGCAGGCCGAGAAGCAGGCUCUGCAGUCGCGGCUCGACGCGGCCGAGAAGGAGGCCGAGGAGAGGCGCCGUGCCUCGCGCGAGCUGCAGCGCCAGCUCGAUGAAGCCGUCGCCCGGGCGGAGACGGCUGCCGACGAUCUCGCCGAGCUCCGCGCGGGCCAGGACGACCUGCUCGGCCAGCUGCGCCAGGCCGAGCGCGAGCGGGAGCGCCUCUCGGCGGAGGCCGGGUCCUCGCCGUCGCCCAUGUGCCACGCGAGGUCGCGCGGCUGCAGGAGCACCAGGCGGCGGCAGCGCAGACCCGCGACCGCCAGCAGAGGCAGGAGGAGCGGUGCAGGGCGCUGGAGGCCGAGCUGGCCUCGCAGGCGGCCAGGCACGACGCGGAGCGGGCCAGCUGGUCCAGGGACGCCGACGCCUCCCAGGCGGUGCUGCAGCGGGCGGAGGA
Prorocentrum cordatum is the source of this 1056-nucleotide messenger RNA. NCBI's taxonomy places the organism in Eukaryota, Dinophyceae, Prorocentrales, Prorocentraceae. The record is from the annotation of a GenBank genome assembly.